This is a messenger RNA of Cryptotermes secundus, 3553 nucleotides long. Its product is annotated as M-phase inducer phosphatase. Gene Ontology annotation, biological process: positive regulation of G2/MI transition of meiotic cell cycle; positive regulation of G2/M transition of mitotic cell cycle; G2/M transition of mitotic cell cycle. Gene Ontology annotation, molecular function: protein tyrosine phosphatase activity. The coding region runs from base 468 to 2330 and encodes 620 amino acids. The record is from RefSeq and is a predicted model, not a curated record. The transcript is spliced from 10 exons. Gene Ontology annotation, cellular component: nucleus; cytoplasm. Lineage: Eukaryota; Metazoa; Arthropoda; Insecta; Blattodea; Kalotermitidae.
ACUUUCAAAGUUAAUUGAAAAGUUUCAGACUAUGUUGGCUAGCCUGGAGAAAUCUCAGUUGUCGUGUCGUACUGUUUUCCGUUCGGGGAAUGGGCGGUAGCUAGCAGUUGUUUGUAAUCAGCUAGAGGAGGAGAAGGAGAGUGCGGAAUUUGGAAUUGUUUGAAGACGAUUAAAGAGGUGGCUUGUGAGGGUUGUUUGUUUUGUUGCUAAGGUCUUAUGAGUGGAAAAUUUUGAUUAUGUGGUUCAUGGUGCACACAUUUUUGUCUAUGUUGAUGUAAACGAAACGAGAAAAGUAGUAAUGUUCAUGCAUCCAGAAGACUAUUACCAGCUUGACCUUCAAACCAUGUGACUUCGAAGGUAGUUACAAAUACUAGUCGGAAAUCAACAGCACAGACUGCUUCUCUGGAAAUCUAUUCCCUUCUUCAGAGUAAAAGCAUUAUUUUUCCAUUUGCAUAGUAACAGCAACCAUGUCCAACUUAAAACUUCCUGACCAUAUCCGCCUUCAGUUGGCUGCAGCAGACUCCCCCACAACCUUUCCCGCAGUUGGUCUGUCACCUGUUACAGACCUUACCUUGAAUUUGAGUGACACCUCACUCGGGUCAACUCCUCGGAGAAGAUUGUCGCUCUCCAGCCUUGACAACACACCAGAUCUAAGAGUCAGAACGCAGCAAUCCGAUGUAAUGGACGCAGAUUCGCCUUCUUCGGAAAAUCGGUUGCUGAAGAACACCAUCAAGCUGCCGAAUUCAAACGGUGGGAACGUGAGCCGAUCACGGGGAUUCUCCCGCCGUAUCAAUGUGAACAUGCCGGCAUCGCCCCACGGCACAGCUCAUAAUGACAAGGAGAACAUGGGGUGUGGGGGAGGCGCCCCAGCAACUGUGACUCCAGAAGUUAACACGCUUCCCUUUGCACAACACCUUAGCAGCCCUUCGAAGUUUGCAGUGCUGAGGCAGACUCCAAGCCCUUUGCGACAACGACAACCGCUAGAAGACCAAGACCCAAACUCGCAAGACAGUGGCUAUGGAGCUUUCUUGGACAAAGAUGAAUCAAAAGCUGGGUUUAGGUUUGUGGAACCGAAUGGGGUGGCCCCCAGGAGGUAUCAUUCGGAGCAGUCGCAGUCACCAAAGAAGGACAUAUCUCCCACCUGUUCUCCUCGUAAUAAAGCCAGUGGACAUUCGAACCCACUUCUCUUUCAAACUCUGUCAUCUGGAAGCGAAUCUCUGGAUGAAGGUUUUAUGGAGCUUAUGGAUCUGGAGAAAAUGGAUGAGACUGCACAUCUUCCUCCAAGGCUAUAUAAUCUACUCUCGGGACCUGUCAUCAAGGAACCCCACACAUCCGCUAAUCUGUCAUGUUCUUCAAAAGAAGAGGUGUCAAGGCCGACAUUUCAGUACAGCUUCUCUCUGGGGGACAACCUGACACCAGCUUCAAGCAGGGCCCGUCAUUCCUUGUUCAAGCCGUCACUUUCACCGUCUCCUCAGGAACAAGAGGAAACUGUCGGGCAUGUUGCACUGGAGCCCCUACGUUCCUUCAAGCGCCCUGACCCACCGUGUGACAUCGGACACCUUCCAUCAAAACGGCGAAAAUCAAGCUCUUUCCAUCUUACGCAAGAAACUCUACAGACAUCCACCUCGCUUAGUCUCGAACGAAGCUUCUCUGAAACAGAAGCUACCAUUAAAAAGGCAUUGCAAAGAUCUACGCAGAUACCGGACCUGAUUGGAGAUUUUAGCAAGCCGUUUAUUCUGCCAUUAAUGGAGGGCCGACACCAGGAUCUCAAGACUAUAUCCGCGGAUACCUUAGCUUCCCUUCUGAGUGGAGAUUUCAGUGAUGAAGUGGAAUCCUAUGUUGUAGUCGAUUGCCGCUAUCCAUAUGAAUACGACGGAGGACACAUCAGAGGAGCUAGAAACAUAUAUACCAAAGAGCAGAUAUUUAAAGAAUUUGUGGAUGUCAAACAGCCAGAACAGAAUCUGGAUGGAGAAUCAUCACAGCAAAACGAAGCAUCAUCGUCUAAAAAGCGUAACAUUUUAAUCUUCCACUGUGAAUUUUCGUCAGAACGUGGUCCCAAUCUGUUUCGGUUUCUGCGCAACUCAGACCGGGACUGGAAUAAAGAAUCGUACCCAACGCUGAACUACCCAGAGUUGUAUCUGCUGCACGGUGGUUACAAGACUUUCUUUGAAAAGCACAGGGACAAGUGUGAGCCUUGUGCAUAUCUACCGAUGCUUGACCCGGAUCACGAGAGUGACCUGCGACUCUUCCGCUCCAAGUCGAAGAUGUGGAAUGCGGAUAGUAAGAGUCGUCUGGCACUGCGCAGCACUCUCAAGCGCCUAGGUUUAUAAAAAUUGGCAUUUGGAUUUUAGGUGCUAUUUUUAUUGAACAAGCCCAAAUCGCUUAAUAGACUUUAUGACACAAACAAAUUUGAUGAUUGACAUCAUGUUUUAUUGAUAUAUUCCAUAACUGCUGGUUAGAAGGUUAUGUAUUUUUUUAUGGUCUAAGUCAAUAGAAUGAUAAAUAUUUUGCUUAUUUCAGUAAAAUAUUAGUUUUGGCUCUGAUUGAAGGAAUGGUUACAUAUCAGAUUAUGAAUAUUUGGACAAUACAAUGUCUUACAUAUUAAAAGUUGCAAAUGAUUUGGCAUGUAGGUUUUGAAGAUACUGCUGUGUGUGGUUGUUAAAUUUGUCUGUAUAUGUUCUAAUGUCCUCAUCAGUGUAUUCAUCUUUAAGUUCUCUGUAGUGGCCAAAAAUAUAUAAAUGUAUUGUGUCAAGCUCCGUCUACUUGAUCACAUUUGAUAUAGUUUGCAGUAUCAUGUCAGCAUAUAGUUAGUUGCACAUUUUGUCAGUGGAGGAACCAUCCAUCUCUUCCCUCAAGUGGAUCAUGUUGUAGCAUGAUACAUCACACGCUUCCCUGUUUGAUUAUGAAAAUGUCUUAGAGCACGCUUAGUUUUCUUACUGCAUGAUGGUGAAAUGGUGAAGAGAAUCAUCUAAUUAAUGUCGUAAUAUCUUUUUUCUUUGGCAGUAAUCUUAAUUAUCACCAAGUCACAUGAUAAUGUGCCGUGUUCUGGGAAUGGAAAGAGAAAUCAGCUGCUGUUAGGAAGACGUGUUAUAUAGCAGAUGAAACUGUUUAAUUUAUCCUAAAUAAAAUUCCCUUUAAUACGAAUCAAGUAUUGCAAACUUGAAUAAAAUAUUUUAAAACGAUUUGUGCAUUAAAUGGUAUGCCAGGUGAAAUGUUCUCUGAAAGAAAUAUUGGUGUUGUUGCGUUCAGUUUUUAAAUUUCGUUUUGAAGUGUAUAUUCCAAAAUAUAUAAGGAAAUUCAUGCACUUGUAGAAAUAUUUAGGUAACGAGUUUUAUUCAUUAAGCGCAGAGUAAAGAAUUCCCAAGGCUGGAAUAUUGCUUCAUGACUCAUUACAGCCAAGUUUUUAUUAUAAUUCCUCAGAGGUGCUCCACGGAGCUGCCGUAGCGAGUAGAUUAGCAGCCAGUAACACUUAAAAGAGAACUGUGUUUUGGGAUGUGAUAUCAUGUAAUCUGAUAGAAGUUGAUCAACAUUUCAGAGGAAUGUAAUGCCUCAA